Umbelopsis ramanniana AG is the source of this 1545-nucleotide messenger RNA. RefSeq lists its product as uncharacterized. NCBI's taxonomy places the organism in Eukaryota, Fungi, Mucoromycota, Umbelopsidomycetes, Umbelopsidales, Umbelopsidaceae. Gene Ontology annotation, cellular component: cytoplasm. The record is from RefSeq and is a predicted model, not a curated record. Gene Ontology annotation, molecular function: nucleic acid binding; zinc ion binding. The coding region runs from base 79 to 1245 and encodes 388 amino acids. The transcript is spliced from 7 exons.
UGUUUUUGCUGUGCCAGCCCAAAAAAAAGCGAUCUCUAAUCUCGUGCAUUCAACAAUAACCUUUGCGAUCUCCCGGAAAUGCGAGUUUGUUACUACGAGUUACUCAACGUAGCAAGGACUGCUUCACCUGAAGAGUUAAAAAAGGCUUACAGAAAGCAGGCUUUGAUAUGGCACCCUGACAAGAAUGCCCAUAGAAUCCAGCAAGCUACCGAUCAAUUUGCCUUAAUUCAAGAAGCAUACGAAGUCCUAUCAGAUCCACAAGAAAGAGCAUGGUAUGAUGGACAUCGAGACGCCAUUUUACGAGGAGAUGACAGUGUUGGCCAGAAAGACAGCUCAGCCGGGACGACAGUUGACGAUCUUAUGGGAUACUUUAGUAUAUCUCAAUAUCGUGGAUAUAACGAUGAUCCAAAGGGAUUUUUUCAUAUCUAUAGAACGCUGUUUCAAAAGUUGGAGGACGAGGAAGAGGAAGCUGUGGCCUCUGGAGCGUCGGACGAGGUUCAGUCUUUUACACGAUAUCCAUCAUUUGGUUCUUCAAGCACGCCGUUUGCUGACGACGACGGUUACCUUGGAUACGGAGCUUACGUCAAGGACUUUUACAAUGCUUGGAUGACCUUCUCCAGUGCAAAAUCUUUCCAGUGGGCAGACAAAUGGAGGCUGUCUGAAGCUCCCAACCGAUUUGUAAAGCGGGCAAUGGAGAAAGAAAACAAGAAAGCUAGAGAAACCGCUAAGAAGGAAUACAAUGAUACCAUUAGAAACUUGGUGGCUUUUGUUCGAAAACGUGAUCCACGAUACAAGGCGUAUCAGGACCAGCAGAAGGCGAAAAAAGAUGCGCAAGUGGCAGAGAACAAGGCAAGAGCACAACGAGAACGCUUAGAAUUGCAGGCAAAGGCUGCCGCAUACAAGGAACAAGAGUGGGCCAGGGUUGGCGAAGAAGCUGAUAGUGUAUCGGAAGAUGAGGACGAGGACGAGGACGAAAACGGAGACUACGACGAUGCAUUUUAUUGCGUGGCAUGCAACAAGUAUUUCAAGAGCCAAAGACAAUUCGAAAACCAUGAGCAAAGCAAGAAACAUAUUAAAAUAGUACAAGAUCUUCGGGAACAAAUGCUUGCCGAUGAGGAGAAUCUGGAUUUACAAGCUAUUCCACUGCAAAUGGAUGAUACAGAAGAGGGAGAGAGCAUCGAGCCGGUGAAUUUAACAGACGUCGGUGAGGAGAUUGCGAUUAUUCAAACAGAGGAAGCAGAGUAAAUACCCCACGACAAAUGGACAGUGAUGAUGAAAAUGGAUUGUCAACACCUAAACCCGAUGGCGACCUUGGUUCUCUGAAUAGCAGCAAUUCUGAAGCCACUCCUGUUAAAGAAUCGGCCAAGGCAAAGAGGGAAAAGCGUAAAGAGAAGAAAAAGCAAAAAGAAGAGGCUGCAGCUGCUGAGCAAAUGCUGAACUGCAACGUUUGUGGUGAGGAUUUUCCGACGAGAAAUUCGCUCUUUACCCACAUUAAAAGUACAGGACACGCACUCGCUGCUCCAACCAAGUCAAAUAGAAGGAGGU